Molecule: messenger RNA, 1608 nt
Organism: Salvelinus sp. IW2-2015
Lineage: Eukaryota; Metazoa; Chordata; Actinopteri; Salmoniformes; Salmonidae
Source: RefSeq, a predicted model, not a curated record
CCUACUACUACUACUUCACCUACUACAACUACUACUACUACUACACCUACUGCUACUACUACUACUACACCUAAUUUUUCUACUAUUACACCUACUACUACACCUAAUGCUACACCUACUACUACUACACCUACUACUACUACUACUACGCCUACUACUACUACACCUACAACUACUACACAUACUACUACACAUACUACUACCGCUACAUCUUCAACUACUACACCUACUACUACUUUUGCUACUACUACAACUACCACUACUACUACUACAACUACACCUGCUACUACUACUAUUGCUACUUCACCUACUACUUCUACACCUACUACUACUACUAAUACCACACCUACUACAUCUACUACACCUACUUCACCUACUAUUUCUACUACUACACCUACAACACAUACUACUUCUACACCUUUUACACCAACUGCUACAACUACCACUACAGCUACUACUACACCUACUACACCUACUACUACUACACCUACAACACCUACUACUACACCUACUACCACUACACAUACUAGUACCACACCUACUACACAAACUACUACACCUACUACUACUACUACUACUACUACUACACAUACUACUACUACACCUACUACUACACCUACUACUACUACACCUACUACAUCUACUACUACUACGACUACACCUACUGCUACUACUACUACUACACCUACUACUACUACACCAACUGCUACUACUACUACUGCUACUACUGCACCUACUACUACACCUACUACUACUACACAUUCUGCUACUACUACUACUACUACACCUACUAAUUCUACUACUACUACACCUACUACUACAUGUACUGCACCUACACCUACUACUACUACUACUACUACUAUUACGACCACUACUACUACUACUACUGCGCCUACUACUACACCUACUACUUCUCCUACUACAACUACGCCUACAACUACUAUUACAUCUACUACAUCGACUACUACUACGACUACUACUACUACACGUACUGCUACUUCUACUGCACCUACUACUACACCUACUACUUCUCCUACUACUACUACUACCACACCUACUACUACCACUACACUUACUACACGUACUACUACUACUUCACCUACUACAACUACUACUACUACUACUACACCUACUACUACUACUACACCUAAUUUUUCUACUAUUACACAAACUACUACUACUACUCCUACUACUACUACACCUAAUGCUACUACUACUACUACACCUACUACUGCUAGUACUGCACCUAAUACUACUACUACUACUACUACUACACCUUCUACACCGGCUACUACUACUACACCUUUUACACCAACUGCUACCAGUACCACUACAGCUACUACUACACCUGCUACACCUACUACUACUACUACUACUACACCUACAACUACUACACAUACUACUACUACACCUACUAUUACACCUUCUACUUCAAUUACUGCACAUAAUGCUACUACUACUACUACUUCUAUACCUACUACUACUACUACACCUACUACAUCUACUACUACUACUACACAUACUAUUACUACUACACCUACUACACCACCUACUACUACUACUACUACUACUACUGCACCUACUACUACUACUACACCUACGACUACC